Molecule: messenger RNA, 3075 nt
Organism: Lutra lutra (Eurasian river otter)
Lineage: Eukaryota; Metazoa; Chordata; Mammalia; Carnivora; Mustelidae
Gene: NMNAT2
Product: nicotinamide nucleotide adenylyltransferase 2
Exons: 14
Coding region: 1615-2538 (307 amino acids)
Biological process (GO): NAD+ biosynthetic process
Cellular component (GO): Golgi apparatus
Molecular function (GO): nicotinate-nucleotide adenylyltransferase activity; nicotinamide-nucleotide adenylyltransferase activity
Source: RefSeq, a predicted model, not a curated record
GCCGCGUCUUCCCGCGAAGCCUCUGUGGGUCUCUCAGGCUCCUCGAAGCGGCCCCGCGGCACCGCGGGUGCUGGCGGCCGCCGCCAUCUUCCUCUCCUCCGGCUCCUCCUCGCUCGGCGGGGGGGUGGGGGCACUGUCCAGGUUACUAUGGAUACCACGGUGAAGAAGACAUGGUCCCUGUCUUGGAGAAACCCACUUUCCAGUAGAGAUAGCAGAGAGCAGAGAAGUGAUAAGAAUGCUGUAUGGUGGGUGCAGUAAUUAAGUGUCCUGGGUUUGCUGAGGAGCACAAUGGUAAGAGAACGGAGAACAACGAACAACGAACAACGUCACAGCCUCAAAGGCAGUUUCUUAUUCAUUGUGUUGUGAAUCUGCCUCCUUUUCAAUAGCAUACAUCAUUUUAAUCCACAUUAUGGCUCCUGCAUUUUUCCAGAGAGGCUGAGAAAGUGAAAGACCCAUCAUUUCUAAUUAUACAAAGUUUGAUUACUUCAGAGAACCCUUUUGGUGCCAUUUAGUUGAGGAGAAGAACCCUUUACUAUUCACAAGUAACAGUUCCUCUACUGUGAUGAAUUUGCUCAAAUCAUCUUGGAGACGACCUCAACGCAUGGAUAGCCUUGAGUCAUGGGCCUACAGGAAGAUUUUAAAGCAUUUUUACCAAAAUUAGCCCAUGGUUUCCUUCUGUCAGGAAGUCUUCCUUAAAAGAGAUGUCCCCUGAGAUUAAGAGAUCCUCGAAGUAGGAGAGCUUUCAAAGACCAGGUGAGCCAGAAAACUUUGAAAGUCUCACAGCUGAAGGGGAAGGGAGGCCUCAGCAGAGGGGGGCUGGUGUGGGAGGAAGCAGAGCAAAGGUGCUGGUGAUUAUCGGCAGUGAGUACUGUCUUACCUACCCCAUGUAUCACUGGAAUUCCAGCUCCGGGGACUCUGGCUGGCAGUUGCUUCUGGAUAGGUUGGUGUGCUCAGCCUUUAGCUAGAAAUGUCACUGGGCUUACAAAGUGGGCUGGCAUAGCCUUCCAUCUUUUUCUAGUCCUAGAUAUCAUGUUUGAGAGCCAAAAGACCCUUACCUACUUCACUGUCCUGCGGUUGAUCAAGAAAGGUGUGUACCCCCACCCACAGUCUCCCUUCAAAAAGGCAGCUUGAAGCCUUGAAACGGGAGUGGACCCUGGACUCUGACAGCACUGGUUCAAAUCCUGGCCCUGCCAUGAUCAUGAAAGAAUGAUCUUGGGCAAAUCAUUUGAUUCCCAUGACCCUUUUCUAAUUUGGAAAAUUGUGAUCACAGUCUCUGCCAACCUCUAACCCCCUCCACACACCCAGGUUUAGAGUAAAAAGACAGAAAACAUGACUUUUAAACUCACCUCAAAAUUUCCUUUCUUCCCUUCUUCCCUUUCCUUUCUUCCCUUCCUUUCUUCCCUUUCUUCCCCCCACUUAAAAAUAAAAGGUGUGGAGAGUGAGAAGAGCUCCCAUCCAGAGGGAUGGCAGGGGAAAAUUUGUAGCUUGCAUAGGCUGAUGGACAUGUGCACAAGGGCAGUUCACGAGAACAUUAACCACAAGCAGCCAUAAAGACCCAUCGAGACACAAAAAAAGAGGCGACCCCCGGACCAGCGCGAGGGACCCACCCGCACGAUGACCGAGACCACCAAGACCCACGUAAUCUUGCUUGCCUGCGGCAGCUUCAAUCCCAUCACCAAAGGGCACAUUCAGAUGUUCGAAAGAGCCAGGGAUUAUCUGCACAAAACUGGAAGGUUUAUUGUGAUUGGUGGGAUUGUCUCUCCUGUCCACGACUCCUACGGAAAACAGGGCCUUGUGUCCAGCCGGCACCGCCUCAUCAUGUGUCAGCUGGCUGUGCAGAACUCCGACUGGAUCAGGGUGGACCCGUGGGAGUGCUAUCAGGACACCUGGCAGACCACGUGCAGCGUGCUGGAGCACCAUCGGGACCUCAUGAAGCGGGUGACUGGCUGUAUCCUCUCCAACGUUAACACACCUUCCAUGACGCCAGUGAUCGGACAGCCCCAAAAUGAGACCCCCCAGCCCAUUUACCAGAACAGCAACGUGUCCAGCAAACCCACUGCAGCCAAGAUCUUGGGGAAGGUGGGAGAAAGUCUAAGCCGGAUCUGCUGUGUCCGCCCACCAGUGGAGCGCUUCACCUUUGUGGAUGAGAAUGCCAAUCUGGGCACGGUGAUGCGGUACGAAGAGAUCGAGCUGCGGAUCUUGCUGCUGUGUGGCAGUGACCUGCUGGAAUCCUUCUGCAUCCCGGGGCUCUGGAACGAGGCGGAUAUGGAGGUGAUCGUCGGGGACUUCGGGAUCGUGGUGGUGCCCCGGGACGCAGCGGACACAGACAGAAUCAUGAAUCACUCCUCAAUACUCCGCAAAUACAAAAACAACAUUAUGGUGGUGAAGGAUGACAUCAACCAUCCCAUGUCUGUCGUCAGCUCAACCAAGAGCAGGCUGGCCCUGCAGCACGGGGACGGCCACGUGGUGGAUUACCUGUCCCAGCCGGUCAUCGACUACAUUCUCAAGAGCCAGCUGUACAUCAACACCUCGGGCUAGCAGCCCCCCGGCACUCCGCUCCACUCUCCCCUCGUCCUCCGGCAACACACUGGCCCCUCCAGUCUCUGUCAGUCCCCCGUUCUUCUCCUGCCUCUCUGUUUAUCCAUCUCCUCAUCUUGACUGUUCCCCCCACUUGCUGACUCAACCCUCCAGAGUGUGGGGGACCUGCAGUGAACCACCGCACACCCUACUCAGCAGUCAUCUUUGGACAGACUCUCCUCUCGUCUCCGGGUUGGGGGUGGGUGAGGGAAUAGGGGUGGUAGUGGGGGGUAGUGCAGUCCCUGGAGACGUGCUGGUGUCUGUCUCCCAGCAUGCUCUAGAGAGCGGCUCCGGUGCCCGUCCUCCCAGCAUGCUCUGGGGAGGCGGCUCUGGCUCUCGCCUUCCCAGCAUGCCCUUUACCACGAAGGGCUAUUUUGUUCUUUCUUUUCUGUCUUUUCCUUUCUUCUCUUGUUUUUUGUUUUGUUUUGUUUUGUUGUUCUUGUUGUUGUUGUUCACUCCUCAUAGAAUUUGGAUGAAAUCCGUGUCCGUGGUUCUUUA